Gongylonema pulchrum is the source of this 1131-nucleotide messenger RNA. The record is from the annotation of a GenBank genome assembly. NCBI's taxonomy places the organism in Eukaryota, Metazoa, Nematoda, Chromadorea, Rhabditida, Gongylonematidae.
ACCGGAGGAAGUGUGCCAUCUGAGCCGUUGACAAAUGUGACAACAUCGCCCCGAAGAAAAGUGCAAAAAUUGUCGGGCGAUGACAGUGGAUCGAUGGAAACAAAUGAUUAUGAAAAUGGGAACAAUGGAAUUUUGUUUGAAAAUGAUACAAAAGCUGUUAUAUGGGGCCAGCAGAUCAAAGCUGUUCAGGGAAUGCUUGAUUUUGACUUCGUUUGUGGUCGCAAGGAGCCCUCGGUGGUUGCGUCAACUUAUCCAUUCACCGGUGAUCACAAGCAAAAGUUUUAUUUUGGACAUAAGUUUAGUGCUAUUUUCGAAAUUUUAAUCCCGGCAUAUAAAAUGAUGAAAGAUGCGUUUAAUGCGCAUCCAGAUGCUUCGGUAUUAAUCAGUUUUGCAUCGCUACGAUCUGUUUUUGAGACUGUGCGAGAAGCUCUGGAAUAUCCACAAAUUCGAGUUAUUGCUAUCAUUGCUGAAGGGGUGCCAGAAAAUCAAACCAGACGAUUGAUCAAGGUAGCAAAUAAGCGCGGUGUUAUUAUAAUUGGCCCCGCUACAGUUGGUGGCAUCAAGCCUGGUUGCUUCAAAAUUGGCAACACUGGUGGUAUGAUGGACAAUAUCUUAUCACUAAAAUUGUACAGGCCAGGAAGUGUUGCAUAUGUAUCACGUUCUGGUGGCAUGUCAAAUGAGCUGAAUAAUAUUAUUGCGCAAAAUUCGGAUGGUGUCUAUCAAGGAAUUGCGAUUGGAGGUGAUAGAUACCCAGGAAGUACCUUUAUUGAUCACCUCCUUCAAUAUGAAAAAGAUGACAGAGUGAAAAUGAUGGUAAUGCUUGGCGAGCUGGGAGGCGACGAGGAGUAUAAAGUUGUUGAGGCUCUAAAAGAGAAACGCCUAACAAAACCACUGGUUGCAUGGUGCAUCGGAACAUGUGCUGACUACAUCACAUCAGAGAUCCAAUUUGGCCAUGCCGGUGCAUCAGCUAAUGCAAAAUCGGAAACAGCAAGCGCGAAAAAUUUGGCGCUAAAAGAAGCUGGUGCUUAUGUACCGCGUUCUUUUGAUGACCUUGGCAAUGAAAUCGCAAAGGUAAAAUUUCAGCUUCUUUGUUUGGGUAUUCAGCCAUCUGAUGAUACUAGUAGCAGAUGA